This is a messenger RNA of Adineta ricciae, 1788 nucleotides long. NCBI's taxonomy places the organism in Eukaryota, Metazoa, Rotifera, Eurotatoria, Adinetida, Adinetidae. The record is from the annotation of a GenBank genome assembly.
AUGAAUUCACGUUUGUUAAUUCAUCGUUUCAAUCGAUGUCUUCGGUCUGCAUUCAGUACAAACACAAAAAGUCGAGUCGCACCGACUAUGGCACUAUUAAAUGGUAAUAUAUGGACCGGAAAUAAGGAACACCCACAUGCUCAAGCAAUAGCUUGUGUCGAUGAUAUGAUUACACACGUUGGAUCAAACUCUGACGUGUUGUCUUUGCUUGACACGCAUAAAGAUAGUCAAACACAAAUUCUCGAUGCACAAGGAAAAUUUGUCAUUCCUGGAUUUAUUGAUUCACAUAUUCAUUUUAUUAUGGGUGGUCAGAGGCUGUCUUCUGUGCAAUUAUCCGAUGCUCAAACUCGAAACGAAUUCAUUCAGCGUAUUAAAGAUUUCGCUGCGGUUCAACCACGCGGCAAAUGGAUUUUAGGCGGUGAGUGGGAUCACACGUUGUGGCCUCAAGAAGAACGAGAGCUGCCAACACGUGCAUGGAUUGAUAAAGUAACUCCUGAUAAUCCCGUAUGGAUUAAUCGGAAAGAAGGACAUAUGUUUCUUGCGAAUACAUUAGCUCUACAACAAGCUGGUUAUGCGGAUUUUAGUACGAUUCCAGAUGUUGAAGGUGGGACUGUAGUGCGAGAUGGAAAUGGACAGCCAACUGGUUUAUUCAAGGAUAAUGCGAUGAAUAUAGUUUAUUCUUGUGUACCACAAGCUACUCAAGAUGAAGAUGAUCAAGCAAUCGAAGCUGCUACACAGUAUUGUUUCGAGAAUGGUGUGACAUCCAUUCAUCAUCUUACAGAGCCACCAUCUCGCAAUCGUGCUUGUGUAGGAGAUGAUAUUAGUACAUUCGAAAGUGCACAUAAAAGAGGACGACUGAAGAUCAGAGCUUAUGUAGCGGUUCCAAUUGAAAAUUGGGAAAUACUUCGAAAUCGUCUUGCUCUACCUGGAGCUUGGCGUGGUGAUAAAAUGUUACGUAUUGGAGCAGUCAAAGGUUACGUCGAUGGUUCUCUUGGUAGUCAUACAGCCUGGUUCUUCGAUCCGUAUGUUGAUACACCAAAUUAUGCGGGUGAAACGGUCAAUUCGGAAAGUGACCUCUAUCGAUGGAUCAAAGGCAUUGAUGCAGCCGGCAUGCAAGUAUUUAUUCAUGCUAUUGGUGAUCGUGCUAAUCAUAUUGCAUUGAAUAUUUACGAACGUGUGCAACGGGAGAAUGGUAGAAAAGAUCGACGUUGGCGUAUUGAACAUGCACAGCAUGUCGCAUCAGCAGAUUUCCAUCGAUUUCGUGAGUUGGGUGUUAUUGCUAGUGUUCAACCGUACCACGCUAUUGAUGAUGGUCGAUGGGCUGAAAGUAUUCUUGGAACUCAAAGAUGUAAGAACGCUUAUGCAUUUCGUUCUUUUCAAAAUGCUGGUGUUCACAUGGCAUUCGGUUCGGAUUGGUUCGUUGCACCUCCUGUACCUCUUUUAGGCAUACAUGCAGCAGUCGUACGUCAAACAUUACCCACUGGCAAUGAUAAUAAACUAAACAAUGUGUUUGUUCCUGAGCAAUGCGUAUCGGUACAGCAAGCUUUAUAUUCGUAUACGUUGGGGGCGGCCUAUUCUGUGCAUGAAGAAGGUAUCAAAGGAUCGAUUGCUGUGGGCAAACUUGCCGAUUUUGCCAUUCUCGACCAUGACUUAUUCACGGUUCGAAAAGAAUUUAUAGAACAUGUCAAAGUAGAGAAAACAGUACUAGGUGGUAAACUAGUUUAUGAAGGACAGCCACAUCAACGCGUAGUACAUUGUGGAAUUGGGACAUGUUAUACUUGCAGUUAG